This is a messenger RNA of Eruca vesicaria subsp. sativa (arugula), 414 nucleotides long. The record is from the annotation of a GenBank genome assembly. NCBI's taxonomy places the organism in Eukaryota, Viridiplantae, Streptophyta, Magnoliopsida, Brassicales, Brassicaceae.
AUGCAAACAUCAGGAAUGAUGAUGAGUGUUGGUCCUAGAACUCUCUCUAACUAUCACAAAGACCCUCUUUGUCAUAUAACUAAGCUUUCUCUUUUUCCUCGCCGUUUGCUUCAGAACCAAACUCUUUCUCGAAAACAUACAAAACAAGAUUCGUUCUAUGUAACGGCUACUAGUGGUGAUCUUGAGAGUACUCGUCCCUUGGCUCAGUUUACUCCCACUUUGCUAGGAGAUCACGUCUUCUCUGUCCCCCUUGACGGUUCUGAGUUCGAUGCAAUUGAACAUGAUAUUGAAUCGGUUAUGAAGCCAUACGUGCGAGACAUGCUCAUGUCUCCCUACACCUGUGACAAGGAGAAGAUUCCUCUCAUUCACUUGCUUAUCAGUCUAGGGAUCUCACAUAAUUUCGAAGAGGAUUAA